Emiliania huxleyi CCMP1516 is the source of this 399-nucleotide messenger RNA. Its product is annotated as 23 kDa subunit of NADH-ubiquinone oxidoreductase. Gene Ontology annotation, cellular component: membrane. NCBI's taxonomy places the organism in Eukaryota, Haptophyta, Isochrysidales, Noelaerhabdaceae. The record is from RefSeq and is a predicted model, not a curated record. Gene Ontology annotation, biological process: mitochondrial electron transport, NADH to ubiquinone; mitochondrial respiratory chain complex I assembly. The annotation marks the transcript as partial. The transcript has 2 exons. Gene Ontology annotation, molecular function: 4 iron, 4 sulfur cluster binding; NADH dehydrogenase activity.
GUGACCAUCAACUACCCCAUGGAGAAGGGCGCGCUCUCGCCGCGCUUCCGCGGGGAGCACGCGCUGCGCCGCUACGCGACCGGCGACGAGCGCUGCAUCGCCUGUAAGCUGUGCGAGGCUAUUUGCCCUGCGCAAGCCAUCACGAUCGAGGCCGAGGUGCGGGCCGACGGUGCGCGCCGCACGACGCGGUACGACAUCGACAUGACCAAGUGCAUCUACUGCGGCUUCUGCCAAGAGGCGCGCCGCCCGUCUCAAGAUGGGGGAGAGGGGGGGGGGGGGGGCAGCCGUUUUCAUGUCCGGCGCGAGCUGCUUUACGACAAGCAGAAGCUGCUCGAGAAUGGCAACAAGUGGGAGACGGCCAUCGCGGCAAACAUCGCGUCUGAGCACGUCUAUCGGUAA